AGCGACCUCUAGCAAAUGCCAUUUAUGUCAAUCAAAUAUUCAACAAAAGAUACAAGUCAUCACAAAAAGUUUCUCGCAAUGGCUGAAGUGGAUGUUAUUAUUCCGGAAAAAGAUGAGGUCAUGACCGAUCUCAAAGCCACAAAAGAUGUGACUCAUAGUACACUUGAGGAUUUGGACACCGAAGAUUUGUAUGUAAAAUUAAAGAAACUCCAAAAGACAUUGGAGUUUUUAGAAGUGCAAGAGGAAUACAUCAAAGAUGAACAGAGAAAUUUAAAGAAAGAAUAUCUUCAUGCUCAAGAAGAAGUAAAACGUAUUCAGUCGGUUCCGUUGGUAAUCGGACAGUUUUUGGAAGCGGUUGAUCAGAAUACUGGUAUUGUUGGUUCAACCACCGGUUCAAAUUACUAUGUACGCAUUUUGUCAACAAUCGAUCGUGAACUGUUAAAGCCAUCGGCCAGUGUUGCGUUGCACAAACACAGCAAUGCAUUGGUCGAUGUAUUGCCACCAGAGGCGGAUAGUUCAAUUUCAAUGUUGCAACCCGAUGAAAAGCCAGACAUUUCAUACGCAGACAUUGGUGGCAUGGAUAUGCAAAAACAAGAAAUUCGUGAAGCAGUCGAAUUACCAUUAACACACUUUGAACUCUACAAGCAAAUUGGUAUUGAUCCACCUCGCGGUGUUUUGAUGUAUGGACCACCCGGAUGUGGUAAAACGAUGUUGGCCAAAGCGGUGGCUCAUCAUACAACCGCUGCAUUCAUUCGUGUCGUUGGUUCCGAAUUCGUGCAAAAAUAUUUGGGCGAAGGGCCACGUAUGGUGCGUGAUGUUUUCCGUUUGGCAAAAGAAAAUUCACCAGCAAUUAUUUUCAUCGAUGAAAUUGAUGCGAUUGCAACGAAACGUUUUGAUGCACAAACCGGCGCUGAUCGUGAGGUUCAACGUAUUUUACUUGAAUUGCUUAAUCAAAUGGAUGGUUUUGAUCAAACAACCAAUGUUAAAGUAAUCAUGGCCACCAAUCGUGCCGACACACUCGAUCCGGCAUUGCUUCGUCCGGGUCGUUUGGAUCGUAAAAUUGAAUUUCCAUUGCCGGAUCGACGUCAAAAACGUUUGGUAUUCACAACGAUUACGGCAAAAAUGAACUUAUCCGAAGAUGUCGAUUUGGAAGAUUAUGUGGCUCGUCCCGAUAAAAUCUCUGGCGCUGAUAUCAAUGCCAUUUGCCAAGAAGCCGGUAUGCAUGCGGUUAGAGAAAAUCGUUAUAUCGUUCUAGCCAAAGACUUUGAAAAGGGCUACAAAAAUAACAUCAAAAAAGAUGAACAAGAACACGAAUUUUACAAAUAAAUCAUUUCCAUCUUUUUCAUACGA
Molecule: messenger RNA, 1350 nt
Organism: Contarinia nasturtii (swede midge)
Lineage: Eukaryota; Metazoa; Arthropoda; Insecta; Diptera; Cecidomyiidae
Product: 26S proteasome regulatory subunit 6B
Exons: 4
Coding region: 16-1326 (436 amino acids)
Biological process (GO): proteasome-mediated ubiquitin-dependent protein catabolic process
Cellular component (GO): proteasome regulatory particle, base subcomplex
Molecular function (GO): ATP hydrolysis activity; ATP binding; proteasome-activating activity
Source: RefSeq, a predicted model, not a curated record